AUGUCGUGCAGAGCGUCGCGUGAGAGAUAUUUUGAUCGCCGCACGUUUCUGAUCGCCGGCGGAGAAGCCGUGCUCGCCGAUAGGGCUGAGAACCAUGACGAGAAGACGAGGGCGACGAGGACGGCUCAGACAGCCCAGACGGCCAUGCGAACCAAGGCGGACCGCAGCCGCGGAUACGACGCUCAUCAGGACAUCGCCAUCCCCAUCACCAUCAUCAUGAUCCAAGCUGCGCUCCACUGCGCCUGCUCCGCGGUGACCUUUAACUUUGCAGGGGGAGGAUCGUUGUUCCACCUCCAGUCGGAGCAGCCCCGAUUCUCCAGCAAUUCUAGAACGCCGUGCCUGCACGCCUUGUCUCAACCGACGUUCAUGCCUUCAUGA
Messenger RNA from Coniosporium apollinis CBS 100218, 378 nucleotides. RefSeq lists its product as uncharacterized. Lineage: Eukaryota; Fungi; Ascomycota; Dothideomycetes. Bases 1 to 378 code for a protein of 125 amino acids. The transcript has a single exon. The record is from RefSeq and is a predicted model, not a curated record.